AUGAUCGGCUACUCUAUGGGUGGACUCAUUAUUCGUUACGUUGCGGGAAAGCUUUACGCUGAGGGAGUGUUUUCCCGUAUCAGAGCGGUAAACUUCAUUACCGUUGCCACGCCACAUCUGGGAGCCUGGAGGAUGCCUAGCAGCUGGUACAACAGAGCAUUCAAUUACAUGGUGCCUGUGGUGACAAGCCGAUCCGGCUAUCAGCUAGUGCUCCAGGAUAAGCACCUGUGGGGCAAGCCGCUGCUGUGCCUUAUGAGCCACCCCGACCUUCUCUUCAUGCAAGCGCUGCGGCAGUUCAAGAAAUUAAUGCUCUUGGCCAACGUGUUCCACGACCGGCCCGUGCCGUACUGUACGGCGGCAAUACGACUGGAAAAUCCGUAUGAGAGGAAUCUGCCAGUGGCCAUUGACCCUAAGUACCCGAGUAUUGUCACUACAACAGCGGCGGCGGCGGCGGCAGCGCGCGCCGCCGCAUCUGUCGGCGUGAAGCCGGCCGAUAAUGUUGAGAAUGUUACUUUGGUGACGGCAGUAGCGGCAGGAUCGGCGGAGCCGCCGCUUCCCAGCGACCCGGGCGGCACCAUUGUGGAGGUGGCCACAGCGGAACCGGCGGCGACGGCGCCACAACUGCCUCGUCGGCCUCUCCGCAGCACCUACCUGCCCUUUUUAAUGGUCGUAUUCCUGCCGCUGGCGCUUCCAGCACUGCUUCUCAUGGUCAUCGCGGGCCGUACACAUCACAGCAAGAUCAUGCGUACGGCACUGGACUUCUCCUGGAUCCAACGAUACUACAACCCAAACCCGGACACAGCUGCUGUGGCGUCCCUGUCGGCGCCGUCGACGGAAACACCAGGGGGACUUACUGUCGCCGCCGCUGGCGAAGUUGAAAGGCCUGUCGCCUCAGCUGCCGCCGGUGGUGAAGGCGGCAAACAGGGCGGCUUGCCGUCUGGUAUAGCGUGUCCAUCUGCGCCGGACAUGCCGGAGCGACGGUCCUUCAAUAAGACUCGAAUAACGAUGCUGCCAUUAGCAGCGGCAUCAGCAGAAGUGUCCGGCGGUGAUCGUGAAGGACCCGGGACGGGCGGCGUCAUGACGGCGGCGCCAGCAUCCUCCACGGCCUUGGGUGCACUGGACGACGGGGCGGACGGAGUGGUGGUUUCGGAGCAAAGCGUGCUGCUCCACGACGGCAUCGUGGAACUUCCAGCGGAGAUGCAUCGCGUGCAAGAGUGGCUCGCGGAUCAGAGGCUCUACCUUCCCUCGCAGUUGAACAAGUUGCCCUGGCAUAAAGUGGAUGUGGACUGCCGGGACCUGCACGCCCACGCAGCCAUCAUCAUGCGCAACCCGGCGCGGUUCACCCACAACAAGGACGUUCUAGACUACCUCAUAGACAAUUUCCUGAGGACUUAA
Molecule: messenger RNA, 1395 nt
Organism: Volvox carteri f. nagariensis
Lineage: Eukaryota; Viridiplantae; Chlorophyta; Chlorophyceae; Chlamydomonadales; Volvocaceae
Exons: 4
Coding region: 1-1395 (464 amino acids)
Source: RefSeq, a predicted model, not a curated record